GGGCAUUCGGGGCGGGCGGGAAGAGCCCAUUGGGGAGAGCGGAGGGGAGACGACCCCCCCAGCCCGGUCCCCCACGUUCCGGGAGAUGCCACAGGACCUGGGGGAGGGAGGAGAAGGGAGCCUCAGCCCGGCUCUGUUCUCACGCGGCAGCCGCGGACGGGAGGGAACCUUUUCCUCCGCAGAGCUCCUGGGCCCGCCAGCUCUCCCCUCCGCCGGGAUACCGAGUGCCCCGCACCCCCAAUCAGCCCGCAGCCCGCGGCCCCCUUCCCGGGAUCGGGAUCGGGGACUCCAUUUCCCAGCAGGCCCCGGGGCUCUGGGCCAGGCGAGUGGGGGCAGUCCGGCCCCGAGGCCUACUGGGAAAUGGAGUUUGCAUCGCCUCCAGGGCUGCCUCGCCGGGCUGGGAGCCCGGGCUGGGGCUGGGAGGCGGCGAGCCAGAGAAGCACCUGAGAUUCCGAGGCUGUGCCGGCCCGCGGCCCGGGGGGACCGAGGACGCCCGGGGGCUGGAGGCGCCCGCCCCUCCCCCAGAGACCCAGGCCUCGGAGCCUGCCCUGGAACCUGAAACAUCCAGACCGCAGUCAGUGCUCCCGCCGCCGCCCCCUGCCCAAGCACGCGCUCUGAGGACUGGAAACUCAGCGGAGAAAUCACCUACUGUGUGCCAGAUGCAGCAGCAGCAGUCACCACCACAGCCGCCGCAGCCGCAGCCCCCCCAGCAGCCGGAACCGCAGCCGCGGCCGCUGUCACCGAAGGAGCAGGAGUCCCCCCCGCAGCAGCAGUCACCACCACCGCAGCAGCAGCAGCAGGAAGGAGCAGGGCCACUGCUCAUGGAUCUGGAGACGCCAGAAGACGUUCAGGUCCGGAGCCUGGGCAGAACCAUCAAAUCUUCGAAGCUUCAGGUUCGUCAGAUCCUAGCGGAGUAUGAGGCUCUGGACCGGGAGCUCCCAUGCAUCCGAAAGUUCCCCAGCCCACCCCCAGCCCAGCCCCUCUGCUUGUGCAUGGAGACUGCGCCUGAGUACGACUUCACCCACCUGGACUUGCUGAACGCCCUGGAGGCUGAGGUCCCAGACGCCCUAGAGAGUGGGCGCGUGAGCAGCAUCCGCUACGAGAACAUGAACGUUAUCUGCGGGACGGCCGGGCGCAAGGACCGGUGGCUCAUCACAGUCACGGACUUCCAGACCCGCUCGCGCCUGCUGCGCUCGGGGCUCCGACCCCGCGGGAUCCUCCACCCCCUAGCGCGCCACGACGAACUCCUGCUCGGAGACUACCGCCUGCACCUGCGCCGAGCCCUGGCCCGACGGCGCAUGCUCGAAGCCCUGGGGGCGGGACCCACCGAGGAAGACUGAGGGCGGAGACACGCCUGCGCACUCGUCCCGAGGGUGUCUCGGAAGGAGUGAGCAGACGGGGCGGGGCGGGAUUUAAGGGGGCGGGGCCUCCCUAGAAAGAGGCGGUGAGGGCUUGAGGGGAGGGUGGAUACUGUAAGUUUAAUUAUAAAGAAUGAGCCGGUACAAAAAGCCAUUUCUUUGCAAAAUCGGGGAGAGGGAGGGGACGACCCCCGUCUGUUCCCACCUCCCCGGCCCCUCCCCUGCAGUGGCCUCGGCCCGGACGCCUGGGUCCCGACCCCGGUCCCGGAGAGGGGCGUGGAAAGAAGCGGACUCGGGCCGUGGAGAGCCUCGAGCCCCCCACCCCGUCCUGGCCGCAAGGGGAGGCUGAGGUCUGGAGAAGUCGGGUCGCUCGCCCGGGGUCGUACAGCUCGAGAGUGGCAGAAUCCGCCUUCUUACCGCACGGCUGCCUUCUUGCCCCCGCCCCCGCCCCCCAAGGAACCCAGGCGUCCUGCUCCCACCCGCCCCACCCCCCGCCCCCACCCUUUGGAAGACAAUUCUUCGGGGUUUGAUUUGAGCUUUUUUUUUGUGGGUUUUUGUUUUUUUUCUUUGUAUCACCUCCCCCCGCGCUCGGACCCGCCCCCGCCCCCCUCCCAUCCCACCCUGGGUCUCUCUCCCCUCCCUCCCCCUCCCUGACCCCGCCCCCUUCCGCGGUGCCCAUCCGGAAUGAACAAGCCCUUGAUAGACGAACACCGCGGGGUCCCCGGGGGUGGGGGAGAACAACGGACGACGGACUUGAGGGAGGGAGGACGGAUUCCCUCACCCCCUUCUCCCCCCUCCCCCCAACCCUCCCACAAGAUAACCCGCAGAUCCCUGACGUGGUGAGGGGGAAGAGGGCUGGGAGCCCCCCCCACCCAUGGACGGAGCAGCCCCCCGGGAAUUUGGGGGUAGCAGAAGGGAGGGUGGGCUUAGAGUGAGGGGGAAGAAAGGGAGCUCCCUUCUUUGGCAGCUGAACGUGGGUGUGGGGAAGCUUAGAGGGGCUGUCCUUCUCCCCCCAUGGAAGUGGGGGAGGGGUCCCUAGGGUAAGGGGAGGGGUGACUUCAAUUCCCCUCCCCCAAGGUCUGAGGGAACUGUUAUUGGGAAGGAAGUGUGGGUAAGGGGGGGCAGAAAAAGGGAAAGCCAUGCUAGGAAGGGGGGGGGGGUAGGCGAGGGAAGAGAAACAAUCAUGCAAGAGACGGAGAAAGCAAGGGAACGUGAGAGGCUGAACUAGGAAGAAUCAGCCAAGUGGAGAUCCAAGAAGUGGAACUAUCUGAGAAAAGGCAGGUGUGCAAGGAGAGUGAACGUAGAGGAGAGCAAGCAUGCCAAAAGAGCAGGAAGAAAGGGAGAGUGUCCGAGAGAAGGGCUGCAGGGGCUCCAGAGUCUACAAGUGAGGAGAAGCUCCAAUGAGCGUGCAAGAACAGGAACAGGAGAAACAGGCAAGGGUAGGGGGCAAGGGGAACUUGCGAAGGGUCACUGGGAGAGAAGGAAGUGUGGAAAGAGGG
Molecule: messenger RNA, 2857 nt
Organism: Antechinus flavipes (yellow-footed antechinus)
Lineage: Eukaryota; Metazoa; Chordata; Mammalia; Dasyuromorphia; Dasyuridae
Gene: C3H19orf81
Product: chromosome 3 C19orf81 homolog
Exons: 7
Coding region: 660-1340 (226 amino acids)
Source: RefSeq, a predicted model, not a curated record